AUGUGUAGGUCAAAUUUGCUCCUGGCAGUCGCUGCCUCAGGGCUUCUCGCCUUUUCGUCGUUUGGUUGCUCUGCACUAUCAAGUCCUUCUCAAUGCAGUGCAAGCGCUCAAGAGUUGACGUUGACGGGCCACAUUGAUCCAGCUGAGGUGUUUUCCUUUGUCUACGUCCCAUUUGACGUCCCACCAGGAGUUACCAACAUCACCGUCGUGCAGAAUUACUCUUCUAAAGGAGCAGGCAACUCACUGGACCUAGGAGUUUUCGACCCCUUGGGAACGGAGCCAAUUUCCAGCCUCACGGGUUAUACAGGCUCCAGGGGUUGGUCAGGUGGCUUUCGUAGUAAUUUCACCAUUUCCGCCGACGGCGCGACUCCUGGAUACAACGCCGGCCCAAUUCUCCCAGGAACUUGGAAUGUGGUCCUGGGACCGUACACUUCUCUUCCCAGCGGCAUAGACUGGCAGCUGAACAUCACGCUCUCCUACAACACGGCGGCCUUCUCCCUACCCUGGUCUCCCAACCACGCAGCCACCAACCUGAUCCCGUCCUCCCAGCUCCAGCACCGUCUAUCUCCCUCCUUACCAUCACCACAAUGGCUCCGUGGUGAUCUGCACAUGCACAGCGUCUACUCCGACGGACGGUAUCUCCCAUCGCAACAAAUCGCUAACGCACUCGCGCAGAACCUCUCAUUCGUAUUCUUCUCCGAGCACAACACCGCGAGCGGGAACCAGAACAUCGGGUCGUGGAUCCCCGCGGACGCGGACCUCCUCGUCCUUCGCGCCAUAGAAGUCACGACGCGGCACGGGCACUGGAACGCAUUCGGGCUUGACCCGGCGCAGCAGGUCGAAUGGCGAUACACGAACGCGUCCGGGGAUGCCGGAUACGAGACCGCCACGAAGCAGGUGCACGCGGCCGGCGGGCUCGUGAGCGUAAACCACCCGUUCCAGAAUUGUAGCCGGUGCGAUUGGACGUUGUCGUGGGAAUGGAACGAUGCGAUUGAGGUAUGGAACGGGAGGUUCGACCCACUCGACGAGCAGGCCGUCCAGUGGUGGCACAGCGAGCUGGUGAAGGGUAAGAACAUCGUCGCUGUGGGAGGAAGCGACGCCCACCAUCCAGGCGAUAUGAACGGUAUACCGACUACGGUGGUGAGUGUGUCGGAGAGGAGCCAGGUUGGUGUUGUCAGGGGGAUCAGGGAGGGCGCCGUUUACCUCAUCGAAGGGCCAGGAAAGGAUCUCGAAUUCUACAUGGAAUCCCGACAAUCCGAAGUCGAACGAGAGCAAGCGCGUGGCUCACACCGUCGACCAAAUCAAAGGUGGGAGAUCGGCCAGACGGUCAACAAACAAGACCGCUUGGAAAUAACAUCACCUCUCACAGCAGUAUUCUCCGCCACGGGAUUCGACCCUGCAGCUGCAAAGGCAUGCUUCAUCAGCGACGCCGGCUAUUUCCACAACGAGUCCGUCGUGCCUGGCGAGAAAAUCGUGCAGGUGGUUGAUGACGGUCUGAGAUUCGUGCGCGUCGAGGUCAGGAAUGCUUCGGAUGUCUUGCUUGCCUUGACGAAUCCGAUCUUCCUGGGGGCUUGA
Molecule: messenger RNA, 1575 nt
Organism: Exophiala aquamarina CBS 119918
Lineage: Eukaryota; Fungi; Ascomycota; Eurotiomycetes; Chaetothyriales; Herpotrichiellaceae
Exons: 1
Coding region: 1-1575 (524 amino acids)
Molecular function (GO): 5'-3' RNA exonuclease activity; 5'-3' DNA exonuclease activity
Source: RefSeq, a predicted model, not a curated record